Messenger RNA from Camelina sativa (false flax), 5779 nucleotides. RefSeq names its product disease resistance protein RRS1B. The record is from RefSeq and is a predicted model, not a curated record. NCBI's taxonomy places the organism in Eukaryota, Viridiplantae, Streptophyta, Magnoliopsida, Brassicales, Brassicaceae. Gene Ontology annotation, molecular function: ADP binding; ATP hydrolysis activity. Gene Ontology annotation, biological process: signal transduction; defense response.
CUAGCCACUGAUAUUUCAAACAAAUUGAUUAAACUCAUUCCAUCAAAGGAUUUCGACGGUCUAGUUGGGAUGGGAGCUCAUAUGGAAAAGUUGAAGUCAAUGUUAUGCCUAGACUCAGAUGAAGUGAAGAUGAUAGGAAUUUUGGGUCCUUCUGGGAUUGGUAAGACCACCAUUGCCAGAUUUCUGUUUAACGAACUCUCUAAUAGAUUCCACCUUCGUGUCUUCAUGGAGGAUAUCAGAGAACGUUAUUCAGGGUCAAGACCCUGUUACGAUGAGUAUAGUGCGAAAUUGCAAUUACAGGAAAGGUUCCUAUCGCAGUUAUUCAACAGUCAGCAUAUCAAGAUCCUUCAUUUAGGAGUUUUAAAAGAAAGACUGAAAAAGAAAAAAGUCUUAGUCGUUCUAGAUGACGUCGAUAGAUUAGAACAAUUAGAUGCCUUGGCGAAAGAAACUGAGUGGUUUGGUCCUGGAAGUCGGAUUCUCAUCACAACGCAAAAUAAAAAGCUUUUGAAUGCACAUCGGAUUGAGCAUAUCUAUGAGGUGGGCUUUUCACCGCCUGAUGAAGCUUCUCAAAUACUCUGCCUGUAUGCUUUUGGUCAAAAGUCGCCAAAGGAUGGUUUUGAGAACCUUGCUUCGAAAGUUACAGAACUUUCCGGUGGACUUCCUUUGAAACUAAAGCUUAUGGGCUCCUAUCUACGGGGAAUGUCAAAGCAGAAGUGGGAAAAUAUACUACCAAGGUUAAGGGCUAUCGUUGACAGCGAAAUAGGAAACAUUGUAAAGUCCACUUAUGGUAAAUUGAAUGAGAGGACGGAAGACUUUGCAAAGAAAUUCUCGGAAUGGAGGCAAGAGCGUAUCAUCACUAAACAAGAUCUGAAGGAAGAUUUAUAUAAAAGUGUGAGGCAAGCGCGUAUCAUCACAAACCAAGAUCUGAAGGAAGAUUUAUGUACAAGUGAAAUAGCUUUCAAAGACACUAUCUUCAUCUACUGUGCAGAUACAUUACAGUACUCCUUUGCCAGCCACCUCUCCGUGGAUUUCCGCCGGAAAGGAAUUCAUGCAGUUGUUAAUUCCAAUGACACCCUGAAUGCGAUAGAGAGAAUUAGCGCUUAUGUUGUGAUUUUCUCCAAGAGCUGCUUCUCCUCCACCACAUGCCUGAACAAGCUCGCAAAGGUUCUUCAGUGCCGGAAGGAAACCGGCCAGCUGAUGGUUCCAGUGUUCUAUGGCAUUAGUCCAUCAGAUGUGGUGGUGCCGGAGCAGAUAAGAGAAUGGAGUAGCGUACUCCAAGAACUGAGAGAAUUACCAGGCCACCAGUCUAGGGAGGAAUGCAGUGAGUGUGAACUUGUAGAAGAGAUUGUCAAAUAUGUUUAUGAAAAGCUCUUUCCCGCUCAACAUAUUGGAAUCAACUCAAGGCUGCUGAAGAUAGAACAGUUGCUUUGCAAACAACCUUGGGGUAUCCGUCACAUAGGAAUUUGGGGUAUGCCUGGUAUUGGCAAGACGACACUUGCUAAAGCAGUUUUUGACCAGAUCUCCGGAGGCUAUGAAGCUUCUUGUUUCAUCGAACACUUUGACAAGGCUUUUCAUGAGAUGGGGCUUCCUAGUUUGAUGGCGGAACAUUUUGGGACAAUUCUAAAUAAUUUGUCUCGUGUAUGCAGUACCAUUACGAGACCUAGCCUCCCCAGGGACAAAUUAACCAAGAAGAGAACUCUUGUUGUUCUUGAUGAUGUGCACAAUCCUUUGGUUGCCAGGUCUUUUCUCGGAGGGAUUCAUUGGUUUGGCCUAGGAAGCCUGAUCAUCAUAACAUCCAGAGAUAAACAAGUGUUCCGCCAUUGUCUGAUCAAUCACAUAUAUGAGGUUCAGAGCUUAAAUGAGGACGAGGCUCUGCAGCUAAUCUCUCAAUGUGCAUUUGGCAGAGAUAGAAGAGAACAACAAAUCUUGGAAGUACCAAUCGAAGUGAACUAUGCUAAUGGUAAUCCAUUGGCUCUCAGCUUUUACGGAAGAGAGCUUAUGGGAAAGACACUGUCAAAACUGGAGGCGGCAUUCCUUACUCCAAACAAGAUUCAUGAUUUAUUCAAGUGCAGCUACGAAACACUUAAUAAGAACGAGAAGAACAUUUUUCUGGACAUUGCUUGUUUCUUCAAUGGAGAAUCUGUUGACUAUGUGAUACAACUGCUUGAGGGGUGUGGUUUUUUUCCACAUGUUGGGAUUAAUGUUCUUGUGGAGAAGAGUCUGCUGACUAUUUCAGAAAAUAGAGUCAUUAUGCAUAGAAUAAUCCAAGACUUUGGCCGUGAAAUAAAUAACAAUGAAACAGUACAGAUGGGGAGGCGUCGCAGACUGUGGGAACCGUGGACUAUCAAAUUGCUUCUUGAAGAUGACAAAGACAAGGGCACUGAAGACAUUGAAGGCAUAGUUUUGGACGCAUCGAAAUUAGUCUUUGAUGUGAAGCCUACUGCUUUUGAGAAUAUGCUUAACCUUAGAUUCCUGAAGAUUUACUGUUCCAGUUAUGAAAAUCAGUAUGAAAUCCGCCUUCCAGAAGGACUUGAAUCUCUGCCUUAUGAGCUAAGACUCCUCCACUGGGAAGACUAUCCUUUACCAUCCUUGCCACAAGACUUUGACCCAUGCCAUCUUGUUGAACUCAAUCUAGCUUACAGUCGGCUUCAGAAACUUUGGGGAGGAACAAAAAACCUCAAGAUGCUGAAGACAGUCAGGCUUUGUCAUUCUCUGCAGCUCACUGAAAUUGACGAUAUUGGUAACGCUGAAAAUAUUGAGCUAAUAGAUCUCCGAGACUGUAUAAAAUUGCCAAGUUUUCCAGCCACGGGUCAAUUGCAGCAUCUACGAGUUGUAAACCUAUCAGGCUGCAGAGAGAUUAAAAUUUUCAAAGAGGUUUCUGCAAAUAUUUAUGAACUAAAUCUCCAGGGAACUGGCAUAAGAGAAUUACCAAUAUCCAUUGGAAAUGCCACUAAUCUCCAGAAAUUGAAUCUGGAAAAUUGUUCAAGCUUGGUGGAGCUCCCAUCCUCCUUUGGGAAUGUCAUAAAUCUCAAGGAAUUGUAUAUCAAAGGAUGCUUAAGUUUAGCUAAGCUCCCCGCAUCAAUUGGAAAUGCUAUUAAUCUUGAAAUAUUGGAUCUCAGUCAUUGCUUAAUGCUCGAGGAGCUCCCCUCCUCGUUUGGGAAUGCCAUAAAUCUCAAGGAAUUGUAUAUCGAAGGAUGCUCAAGUUUAGCUAAGCUCCCCGCAUCUAUCGGAAAUGCUAUUAAUCUUGAAAUAUUGGAUCUCAGUCAUUGCUUAAUGCUCGAGGAGCUCCCCUCCUCGUUUGGGAAUGCCAUAAAUCUCAAGGAAUUGUAUAUCGAAGGAUGCUCAAGUUUAGCUAAGCUCCCCGCAUCUAUCGGAAAUGCUAUUAAUCUUGAAAUAUUGGAUCUCAGUCAUUGCUUAAUGCUCGAGGAGCUCCCCUCCUCGUUUGGGAAUGCCAUAAAUCUCAAGGAAUUGUAUAUCGAAGGAUGCUCAAGUUUAGCUAAGCUCCCCGCAUCUAUCGGAAAUGCUAUUAAUCUUGAAAUAUUGGAUCUCAGUCAUUGCUUAAUGCUCGAGGAGCUCCCCUCCUCGUUUGGGAAUGCCAUAAAUCUCAAGGAAUUGUAUAUCGAAGGAUGCUCAAGUUUAGCUAAGCUCCCCGCAUCUAUCGGAAAUGCUAUUAAUCUUGAAAUAUUGGAUCUCAGUCAUUGCUUAAUGCUCGAGGAGCUCCCCUCCUCGUUUGGGAAUGCCAUAAAUCUCAAGGAAUUGUAUAUCGAAGGAUGCUCAAGUUUAGCUAAGCUCCCCGCAUCUAUCGGAAAUGCUAUUAAUCUUGAAAUAUUGGAUCUCAGUCAUUGCUUAAUGCUCGAGGAGCUCCCCUCCUCGUUUGGGAAUGCCAUAAAUCUCAAGGAAUUGUAUAUCGAAGGAUGCUCAAGUUUAGCUAAGCUCCCCGCAUCUAUCGGAAAUGCUAUUAAUCUUGAAAUAUUGGAUCUCAGUCAUUGCUUAAUGCUCGAGGAGCUCCCCUCCUCGUUUGGGAAUGCCAUAAAUCUCAAGGAAUUGUAUAUCGAAGGAUGCUCAAGUUUAGCUAAGCUCCCCGCAUCUAUCGGAAAUGCUAUUAAUCUUGAAAUAUUGGAUCUCAGUCAUUGCUUAAUGCUCGAGGAGCUCCCCUCCUCGUUUGGGAAUGCCAUAAAUCUCAAGGAAUUGUAUAUCGAAGGAUGCUCAAGUUUAGCUAAGCUCCCCGCAUCUAUCGGAAAUGCUAUUAAUCUUGAAAUAUUGGAUCUCAGUCAUUGCUUAAUGCUCGAGGAGCUCCCCUCCUCGUUUGGGAAUGCCAUAAAUCUCAAGGAAUUGUAUAUCGAAGGAUGCUCAAGUUUAGCUAAGCUCCCCGCAUCUAUCGGAAAUGCUAUUAAUCUUGAAAUAUUGGAUCUCAGUCAUUGCUUAAUGCUCGAGGAGCUCCCCUCCUCGUUUGGGAAUGCCAUAAAUCUCAAGGAAUUGUAUAUCGAAGGAUGCUCAAGUUUAGCUAAGCUCCCCGCAUCUAUCGGAAAUGCUAUUAAUCUUGAAAUAUUGGAUCUCAGUCAUUGCUUAAUGCUCGAGGAGCUCCCCUCCUCGUUUGGGAAUGCCAUAAAUCUCAAGGAAUUGUAUAUCGAAGGAUGCUCAAGUUUAGCUAAGCUCCCCGCAUCUAUCGGAAAUGCUAUUAAUCUUGAAAUAUUGGAUCUCAGUCAUUGCUUAAUGCUCGAGGAGCUCCCCUCCUCGUUUGGGAAUGCCAUAAAUCUCAAGGAAUUGUAUAUCAAAGGAUGCUCAAGUUUAGCUGAGCUCCCCUCAUCUAUCGGAAAUGCUACUAAUCUUGAAAUAUUGGAUCUCAGUCAUUGCUUAAAGCUAGAGGUGCUCCCCUCCUCGAUUGGGAAUGCCACUAAUCUCAAGAAAUUAAAUCUUACUGGAUGUUUGAGUCUCAGAGAACUCCCCGCAUCUGUUGGUAAUGCCACUAAUCUUGAAAUAUUUGAUCUCACUAAUUGCUCAAGGCUCCUGGAGCUCCCCUCCUCGUUUGGGAGUGCCAGUCUCAAGGAACUAUAUCUCACUGGAUGCUCAAGUUUAGUGGAGCUUCCUGCAUCGAUCAAAUAUGCCGUUAAUCUCGAGAUAUUGAAUCUCGAGAAUUGCUCAAGUCUCUUGCACCUACCUUCUUCAAUUAGGAAUGCCACUGCUUUCCAGAAGUUGAAUCUUACGUAUCCUUCAAGCUUGGUAGAUCUGCCCUCGUCGUCUGGGGGAAUGCCAUAAAUCUCAAGGAAUGAUGUCUCACUGGAUGCUCAAGUCUUGUUGUGCUUCCUGCCUCGAUUAGAAAGUCCACUUAGUCUUGGGCAAUUGAAUCUAGAUCAGUGCUCACGUAAUCCAAACGACCUCUGGAAACUAUUCUUAUGUCAGGAAAAAAAUUUCAAGAAGAUGAAAGAGUCUCAUGGCUUAAAGAGGUCUUUCACCAUAUUCAUGGAGGCGAUGUGAGUUUUUCGAGAAAGUAGCGGAUGAAUUCAAUGAAGCCUAUAUACACGGGGAAGAAUCUGCUGGCCGCGAGAUAAAAAGAAAAACAAAGACAGAGAAGUGAGAAGAAUCGGAGAAGCAAGACAUUUAAUCCUGGUUUGAUUUUUAUAAUCUGUAUUAAUAUUCUGUGCUCUUACAUUUUUGUUACUAUCACUAGUUUGACAUUCCAGAGAUGUGUCGUUUGAGUAUACAGCUAAAACCUAUCUGUCUCCCAAAACUGCCUAAUCUUUUGUGACGAUCUCAUUUAUUCUAAUACUCGUUUUGAUUU